This is a messenger RNA of Lactuca virosa, 390 nucleotides long. NCBI's taxonomy places the organism in Eukaryota, Viridiplantae, Streptophyta, Magnoliopsida, Asterales, Asteraceae. The record is from the annotation of a GenBank genome assembly.
AUGAAACUCGAUCCCAAGGAGUCUAAUAUAACGUUACUCGAAAUCAAGAAUUUUCCGAGUUUCACACGUGUGGAUUUGGUAUGUUCGGGUGAAAACCUCUAUGUGCUGCAGAAUCCCACGGUCUUCUGCUCACAACCUCAGAUCAAGGCUCACAAACUAGAUUUUGGUGAAAUGAAAUGGGUCGUGCUGGACGAAAAUACAAGUCAAGAAUAUGCUUUCUUUCUUUGCUACAGGAGUCAAGGUGCUGUUGUUAAACCUCAGUCGUGGUGGCAGCAAGGAUUUCGAAUGAGUAGAGUUGAGGACCUUUGUGGAAAUGAAAGAUUUUUUCAAACAGAUGACAUGUGGUAUUUUCCCCAUGAGUAUCGAGAUAUUAAUCGCAUGGAUGAGUGA